This is a messenger RNA of Entrophospora sp. SA101, 264 nucleotides long. Lineage: Eukaryota; Fungi; Glomeromycota; Glomeromycetes; Entrophosporales; Entrophosporaceae. The record is from the annotation of a GenBank genome assembly.
AUGUCGUCUUCAACUGAAAAUACUCAUUGUCCUGGUAUUGAUUACCUUAUAAUUAUUAAUCUUGAAGCUACGAUCUCUGAAGAAAUAUCACAAUCUACUAUACAAGUAACGAAGGCCUCACAGUCACAACGUAAAAGUUUUUGUAAGGAAACGGCAGAAAUUAUUGAAUUUGCAUGGGCAAUAGUAGAUACAAAAAAUUUUGAAGUGGUUCGUGUUAUUGAAUACUCUUAUAUAUCAAUUUUUGAUCUGCAUUUUAUCCAAUAA